This is a messenger RNA of Chelmon rostratus (copperband butterflyfish), 2378 nucleotides long. RefSeq names its product SH3 domain binding glutamate-rich protein like 2 (gene sh3bgrl2). Gene Ontology annotation, cellular component: cytoplasm. The coding region runs from base 187 to 513 and encodes 108 amino acids. The transcript is spliced from 4 exons. NCBI's taxonomy places the organism in Eukaryota, Metazoa, Chordata, Actinopteri, Chaetodontiformes, Chaetodontidae. The record is from RefSeq and is a predicted model, not a curated record.
GCCACGGGCAGCAGAGACGCACGCUGUUUUAUUAUCAUGCCUCAGUUUAAACACUGGAGACGCGUGUCUGCCGUCAUCUAAAACACCUCCUGCCAGCUUCAAACUCUCGACUUGUUAGUUUAGGACUAAACGAGACUCGCUGCCACCGGACAGUUUGUCGACUGCCGACAUUUAUUCAGGAUUAAAAUGGUCAUCAAGGUUUACAUCGCGUCUUCAACCGGCUCCGUCGCGGUAAAGAAGCACCAGCAGGCAGUGGUGGGUUUCCUGGAGGCCAAUCGAAUCAGCUUCCAGGAAGUAGACAUCACCAUGCUGGAGGAGCAGAGGCUCUGGAUGUACCGUAACAUCCCCAGAGACAAGCAGCCGGAGAAAGGCAACCCGCUGCCUCCGCAGAUCUUCAAUGAGGAUCGCUACUGUGGGGACUAUGAAGACUUCUUCCAGUCAAAGGAGAACAACACUGUGUUUGCAUUCCUCGGGCUCAGCUCCCAACCCUCAGUGACAGAUUCUGAGUCGUAGCCUAGAUCAAACUGCUGGUAUGUGACGUCCAGGGAACCUUAAAAUAUGAGGACAAAAACUGCAUCACUUCCUGCGUUCCUUCUGCCGCGAUGCCAGCGUGUUGCCGGACAUCAUAUCCCAAUAAUUUCACCCGAACGACCUUUCUUGACUUUAAAAAAAAAGCUCUUCAGACAACAUUCCUCCAUCACAUCCAAGAUUCUCAAGAGGCCACAGAGAAGUAAUCAGAGACGAGGGGGAUUAACUUUUGUUGUGCUUCCUUUUUUAUGUUUUACACACUGUGAGAAACAGUCUGUAGCAUAAAUUCUGUGCAAACUAGAAGACGACGUAGCAGCUUUUGCAUCAGUGGACCUUUAAUCUACAGUGCAGUGGAUCAGGCACAAGUCGCCCAAAUACACACCUGCAUUGUGUGCGUGUGCACGCCUUAGCGAACGUGUAUCUGUCUCAAUCAGCAGCUGUUAAUGAAGGGACCCGAGAGGCAGCACUCGAUGCAACCUGAAACAACGUGAGGCCUAGCCGUCACUUCUGGCUGUGUGAGUGAGUGUGAGCCACAGAGCAGAUGAGACCAAAUGCUAAGAGUCCGGAAACGAAUGAGGGAUAAAAAUGGCAGGUGCUAUCAUUGCCAGCAUUCAUGUUAAGUCCGCUGCCAGCAGAUAAAACAAACCUUGUUCUUGUACCUCUCUUCUCUUGGUUCUUGGAGCUCCGGCACAGAGGAAAAAGAUACACAUUCAUUGUUGGUUUUGGUCUUUUUAUGGCGCUCGUUGACAGCACAGAAAAUGUUUAUCAUCAGCAGCUUUGUCCUCUAAUCAAGGCCGCUGUAGACAAAGCAAGCAAACAAACAGGGUCACAUGAGUUAACAGAGCGCACUUCAAAAGAUUAUUACUGCAAGUCUUAUCUGGCAGAUAAGGGGAGAUAAGGACUGGUAGUUUACUGCUCUGAGGUAAUGCAGUGGCAAAGCUGCUGUGCCCCCCCCCCCCGCUCUCUCUCGCUCCAUAUGUUUCCACAUGUUUGAGUAAAUGGAUGCUGAAACGAGAGCAGCUCGUGUUGUACCAGCUCUCUGUCCUGUCCUCCAAUCUCUGUCCUACGUCCUCCCUCCUGAACACCAACAGUAAGCCUCCUUAUUAAAUUACCACGGGUGGGUGCUUGACUAACUCCUUUAUGUUCACACAUGAAGGACACAAACACAGAUCACAAACACUCUCACUCGCCAUUGCUCCCUAAACGCCGUGCCAUCAUGUGAAAGGACGUGUCAGUUUCACUUAUUUCGUAUCCUCGUUAAUCGUCAAAUGUUGACUUUGUUGUGAAUUGUUGUGAAUGGAUGCUAACAAGCCGACUAAAGCUGACUAAACAUACUUUAUGUUGCACCUCUCUGCCUGUGACUCUGUUGGGUUGAUUUUGUUCUGUUUGUUACAGGCUCAUGAGAAUUAUACCUGAUGACACUUCACUGUAUUUAUCUUUCACACAACAAAGCAGAUUACAGUAUUUGAAGUUCAUUUGCCUCCAUAUUUUUUGAUGUGUAUGUUUGUAGUUCAGAUACGUUUUACUGCUACAGCCCAUUUCCAAAAAAGCUGGGACACUGUGCAAAACCUAAAACCUAACCUGGUUGCAAAAACUGCAUAAGAAGGAAAGCCUCAAGUAUAGAUAUUACAGACAGGUGGAGAAAACAGACGAUCAAAGAGCAGCCUGACAGUCAGAUAGUCAAAUCAGGUAAGAAAAAAUAAGUAUAGCAAACAAAGAAAAAAAGGGUGGGGAGGUCACGGUACAUACAGAGGCCAACUGAUAGUGAGCAGCCGAUCAGCCAGGAGGUGGAGCUAGUUGGUCCUCAGGAGUGGGGACCUCUGCAGUGGCAGCUAGUGGAUCGGAGGGAA